Messenger RNA from Grus americana (Whooping crane), 2177 nucleotides. It is a transcript of the gene RNPEP, whose product is annotated as arginyl aminopeptidase. Gene Ontology annotation, biological process: proteolysis. The record is from RefSeq and is a predicted model, not a curated record. The transcript has 12 exons. The coding region runs from base 1 to 2082 and encodes 693 amino acids. NCBI's taxonomy places the organism in Eukaryota, Metazoa, Chordata, Aves, Gruiformes, Gruidae. Gene Ontology annotation, molecular function: metalloaminopeptidase activity; zinc ion binding.
AUGGGGUCCCCGAGGAGAGGUGGGAACCUUGAGGGGACGCUGUCCCGGCCCCGCCCCGCGCCUCGCUCUGCCGCCCGGCCCCGCCCCUUUCCCGUCGCGACCUCGCCCCCGCCCCGCCCCUGGGCGGUGCCCUCCCCGCCCUCUCGCUCCGCCCCUUCCGCCGCGGCCCCGCCCCCUCCCCCCGCAGCAGCCAUGGCGGCUCCCCGGGACGCGGCCUCGGCCAGCAGCGCGGGCGCGUGGUCGCUGCGGCACCUGCACCUGUCGUUGCGCGUGGCCUUCGCGGCGGCGGGCGCGGGGCGGCUGCGCGGGACGGCGCGGCUCGAGCUGCGCUGCGAGCGCGAGGGCGCGGGGCCGCUGGUGCUGGACGCGCACCCCGGGCUGGCCGUGCACCGCGCCGCGCUGCUGCCGCCCCCGGGCACCCCCGGGGACCCGGCCGGGCAGGCGGUGCCCGUGGAGAGCCGGCCCUUCGCCAGCUACGGCAGCGCCCUGCACGUCGCCCUGCCCCAGCCGCCGCGCGCCGGGCAGCUCCUCACCCUCGAGAUCGACUACGAGGCGGGCGAGGGGCCCGGGGUGUGCUGGCUCGCCCCCGAGCAGACGGCGGGGAAGCAGAAGCCCUACAUGUACACGCAAGGCCAGGCCGUCCUCAACAGGUCCUUCUUCCCCGGCUUCGACACCCCGUCGGUCAAAUGCACGUACUCGGCCACGGUGAAGGUCCCCGAGGGUUUCACGGCUGUGAUGAGUGCCACGAGCUGGGAGAAGCAGAAGGAUAACACCUUCGUCUUCAAGAUGUCCCAGCCGAUCCCCUCCUACCUGAUCGCUCUGGCCGUCGGGGACAUUGUGUCUGCUGACGUUGGCCCGAGGAGCCGUGUCUGGGCUGAGCCCUGCCUGAUCGAGGCUGCGAAGAAGGAGUACGAUGGGGUGAUUGAGGAGUUCCUGGCAGUUGGAGAGAAGCUCUUUGGACCUUAUGUUUGGGGCAGGUACGACGUCCUGUUCAUGCCGCCCUCCUUCCCCUUCGGCGGGAUGGAGAACCCCUGCCUCACCUUUGUGACGCCCUGCUUGCUGGCUGGGGACCGCUCCUUGGUGGACGUCAUCAUCCACGAGAUCUCCCACAGCUGGUUUGGCAACCUGGUCACCAAUGCCACGUGGGGCGAGUUCUGGCUGAACGAGGGCUUCACCAUGUACGCCCAGAGGCGCAUUUCCACCGAAGUCUACGGUUCGGCGUACACCUGCCUGGAGGCUGCGACGGGAAGGGCCCUCCUGCGCCAGCACAUGGACAACACCGGGGAGGACCAUCCACUCAACAAGCUGCGGGUCGUCAUCGAGCCAGGUGUCAAUCCGGACGACACGUACAAUGAAACGCCCUACGAGAAGGGGUACUGCUUCGUGAGCUACUUGGCCCAUCUCGUGGGGGACCAGAGCAAGUUCGAUGCCUUCCUCCAGGCCUACGUGAACCGGUUCAAGUUCCAGAGCAUCACAGCGGACAACGCCCUCAGUUUCUACCUGGAGUAUUUCCCGGAGCUGAAGGAGAAAGGCGUGGACUCCAUCCCAGGCUUUGAGUUUGACCGCUGGCUGAACACGCCGGGCUGGCCCCCCUACCUGCCCGACCUCUCGCCAGGGGAGCAGCUGAUGAAGCCGGCAGAUGAACUGGCAGAGCUCUGGGCAGCCGACAGCUUGAACAUGGAGGCGAUCGAAGCCGUGGACGUCACGGCCUGGAGGACGUACCAGCUGGUCUACUUCCUGGAUCGGGUCCUGCAGAAAUCCCCCCUGCCAGAAGGCAACGUGGAGAGGCUGAGCAAGAUGUACCCGAAGAUCUCCAAGGCCCAGAAUGCAGAGCUGCGACUCCGCUGGUGCCAGAUUGUCCUCAAGAACAACCUUGAGGCAGAGUAUAGCAAGGUCAAGGACUUCCUCCACAGCCAGGGGAAGCAGAAGUACACCCUGCCCCUCUACCGUGCCAUGUGGGGCGGGUCAGAGGCAGCCCGGGCCCUGGCCAUGGAGACCUUCUCAGCUACGGCCCCCCAGCUCCACGUCAACGUCCAGAACUAUGUCAAGAAGAUCCUGGGCUUGGAGGUGGCAAAGGACUAGAGCGGCCUGGGCUCCGCUCCCUCUGUGGGUUUUCUCUCUGACAGGACCUCAGUGCAUCACUGCACACAUUUCCUUAUUAAAAUUUGUAAUUUUUU